AUACAUUGUAUCAGAGGGAGAUAAUAGUGUUACGGAGAGAAGGAUACAUUGUAUCAGAGGGAGAUAAUAGUGUUACGGAGAGAAGGAUACAUUGUAUCGGAGGGAGAUAAUAGUGUAACGGAGAGGAGGGCACAUUGUAUCGGAGGGUGACGCUGUGUAAUCCCGGGCCAGCGCAGAGCCGCUACCGCCAGCAGAACUCAGUAUGAACGAGGAACAGUUUGUUAAUAUUGACCUCAAUGAUGACGACAUCUGUGGUGUCUGUAAACUCGAGACUGCAAAGGAGCUGCUUUCCUUUUGCCACGUCUGCUUUGAGCUCAGCAUUGAAGGGGUGGCCAGGGAGAAUCUCCUCCACACUGAAUCAGUGCGUGGUCACAGAGAGUGCUUCGAGAAGUAUCACCUCAUCGCCAACCAGGACCUCCCACAGCCGAGAGUCUUGAAGAGCACCUACAAGGAUGUGAAGGAGAUCCUGAGCAGGAAGAUCAACCGUAUUAUUCAGUAUGCACAAAACCAGCAUUCGCACUCUGACCUGCGGGAGUGCAGGCAGGGCCAGGUCAAGAGUCAUGACCCCCAGCCGAGCGCACUCAGGACACACUUCCCCCAGGUGAACGGCCUGCAGUUACCCCGGUACUCCCCCCACUGGCUGGACGGGAGCUCGCCAGGGUAUUCCAAGUGCGGGCAGGGGAUUCUGGAGCAGGAUGGGCCGGCGGACUUCCGGCUGGGGAUGCUGGGGGUGGCUGUUGACCGGUUUCCAGGUGUGGACGUUGGCUGGUCGCCUGAGGAGCGGGGGCGAGGGGCAGAAUCUCAGCUCUCAAUGGGAAGCCAUGGCAGAGUGGAGUCCAGAUGUCAUCGCCACUACACCCAAGAGGAGUUGAGUGCUAUGUCAGUGGAUGAUCUGGUGCCAUUGAACGAACAACUCCUCAAACAAAUCAAAGUGGUCUUUGAGGAUCUUGCACAGGAAUUAGAGAAGAAGGACUCUCUCUCCUCCGAGCUCCAUGUACGCUACAUCGCCAUUGAGCAGCUGUUCAAGAACAGGGAGAAGCUGCCCUGGCUGCGAGUGGGACAAGGAGGAAUCAAGCCCAAUGUUCCCCUCGAUCACUGACUCACAGCUAACAGAUCAGAAAUCAGCUUUACAUCGAAUGGGUCUCCCAACAGUAUCAAGUUGGACUCUACUGUGGGGAGGUGUUUUGUAUGUUGUUUUACAUUUAUAUUUGCAAAAGGCGAAAAAAAAAUAAUUUAUUUUACGUACUGGUUUAGGUCAAUUUCUAAGCGACUUUCUUUUUUUUUUCAAAAAUAUUUUUCUUUUUCCUAACCCUGUGUGACUGACCAAACCUUUUAUUAUGGAAUCUCCAACUGAGUUUGUUAGUUGCUACCAAGUGUGUUUUGGGGAAUGGUGCAUUGAAGAUGAUGGGGAGUUUUACUGGGCUGUAAGGACAAGCUGAAUGUAGGCGACUUAACUCUGAAUUUUACACUCUGGUCACAGAUGAGCUGGAGAGCUGUCCAAGGUUCGACAGCUCAGUACCAGCACUGUUUUGCGAGUUCACUUUUGGUCAUUACACACUCUUUCCCCCACCCCCAUCACCCCUACUUGUUUGCCAGAAGACCUAGCAGCAACAAGUUUGUACAGGGCUGUGACGCUGUCAUUGUUUCAGCCUGAAAUUCCCUGGAGGCCACGGCAAUUGAGACAUUUAUCCUGAUUACGCAUUUAACUUUGGUUUGUGGCGUCCUACCUUAGUGUGUGAAAGCAAUGCUGGAAUCCAUUAUUUCAGCCUCACUGGCACUCCACUUUGUGUUUGUCUUGGUGGGAUCUAUUAUUCUAAUCAUUCAUAAAAUGGGGAAGUUACAUUUUCUGGUGCAUUCAACUGUAUGCCCAUACUCCACAUAUUUGGCAUAAAGCUGAGGUUACAAUGAACCUGAGGUUUUCAGUUUCUUCCUAAACUGGUGAUGAAAAAACUUUUCACUUUACUCAUUGAGUACAUGAGACAAUAAAGUCUAUUCCAUGUCAUGACCCACAGGUUAAGCCACUACCAGUUGUGUGUGUGUGUGUGUGUGUGUGUCAUUCUGAGACCGCAACACAAUGGCCUGGUAAGACUAUGGCAAUUUUACCUUGACUUACUCACAGACCGGAGACCAAGGUUCAGAGUGAAGCCGCCUGCACACAGUGAGAUUUAACUAAUGUAUGCAAAAUGAAUGGAACGAUAUAUGAAAAUGAGGUUGAGUCCUAUGGAGGGCACCAGACUCCGCGGGUUCUGAGGGAAAUUCUCUCCAGUUCCCUCUGUUACCAGGUCUGGCUCAGGCACCCUGACUUUGAGUUAUGUUAUCAUUUCUGGCAGUGCUUCUAGCCUAUCAACUUAGCUCUUUCUUUGAUAAAGCCAUAUACCAAAAGCCAUUCCUGGCAUUUUGAACCCACUGCGUGGGGAACCAGAAUGUUCAGAGGUUAGUUCGGACCUGAAGAUUUAGAUUUCCUUUUAAGAAAAGGAAGGCCCUCCCGUCAUCCAUCAAAUUCUUGCAGCUAACGGUGUGUCUUUUUGAUGUCAGAAAUUCUCAGGACAAGCAGUGCAGCAAGUCUCCUCCUUGGAUGCCCGGACAGUUUCUAAGUAUAGCUCCGUUUUUUUUUUUGGAGGUUUUUUUUUAAUCGCAUCAAAUAGAUUGGGUCAAAGUAGGGUUAGUGAGUGACUCUGACAGAAGGUGAUGUGAUACCGAGGGAUGCAUGACUGUACACUCCCUGUCUGCUGUGAUGUGGAAGGGAGAAUUUCGCUGAUCUUUAACUCUUUUGUUUAUAUGGUGCUCUCAGGUUUUACACCAGAGUUACUGUGGUUGCAGUGAAAUGUUUAAGCCCUUCUGCCCUCUUUAAGCAGUGACAAUAAAAGGAGCUACUGAUUAGCAGAGUGAUCCUGUUCCUAUUGCCAUACAUGUGUGGUAUCAAUUGCCCAACAACACGAGAAUAAGAUGCACUGAUCAAAUAGUUACAGCAUGGAAGAGGGCUAUUUGGCCCAUCAUAUCAAUGCUGGUUCUUCUAAAGAAAUUCUUUCAUGGUAAUGACAAUGCCAAUAUUUGUCAUCUAGCCCCACUUGCCCUUGAAGGGAAUUUUAAGAUCUGGAGUUGCAAGUAGACCCGACUGGGUAAGGAUGACAGAUUUCCUUCUCUGCAGGCAAUUAGUGAACAAGAGGGUUUUUACAGCAAUAAAUGGGAUUACAAUAAAUGCUUGAUGAUUAAUAUGGAUAUGAUGGGCUGAAGGACCUCCUUCCAUGCUGCUGAACUCUGACUCUGAUAGUUUAAUGGUCUUUGUUACUGAGACUAGUUUCCAAUUCUGGAUUUCCUUCUCUCUCCCCUCUUCUUUCUCCCCCUCACCCCCCCCCUACCACUAAUGCCCCAAAGAAAGUCACCAUUCUCAGCUCCCUGUAGCAUUGCACAGUUUUCCUUUUCAGAUAAUGGUGUUAUUAAAAUGCUCCAAUUGAAUCUGCUCCCCCACCCCAUGGUCUGGCAGUGCAUACUCAGUUGUGAUCAUUAAUGAUUUUCCUCAUGUCACCUUUGACCUGUGCCCUCAGGCCAUCGAAUGUGAGUGCUUUCCCCAUGUCUGCUCCAUCCAAGCUCCUCCAGGUUCUGACCAUCUCUGAGACCUCCCUCAAACUUCCCUAACUUUUCCAGCCUGUCCACAUAACUGAAACAACAAUAAGUCAAGCUGCCAUAGCCCCUGAGAAUCAUAGGAUUGCUGUGUGUGUGUGUGUGUGUGUGUGUGUGUGUGUGAUAAACGAUUGGGGGUGUUUUAUCCUGAGGGUCACCUCAGGCGAGGGGAGAGGUUGAGAAUGAGGGUCCUCCUGGUAACCUCAGCAGAUCUGGCAAAUUGAACCUGCACUGUUAGUCACUCUGCAUUGCAAAGCAGCCUUCCAGCCAACUAAGCCCACCUGCAGUAAGUGAUGGAUUGGCCAAGUUCUAAUUGACUUGAGGCUGAAUGGUUUGGUGGUGAGUAGGUGAUUUCAUUUUUUUUGGGGUUGAAAGCCUGAACAUGUGGAAGAGGAGGGAGGAUUCAACAAAAUACAGAGUUGGUGCCACCUACUCCGAAGUCAGACCAGCGAGUUGCUCGUUGUUACCGCCUGUUUAGGUUCAGCCCUCUCAGCAACUUCUUGCAGUGAACCUCCGACUAGAGUUUCUAGAAUCACUGCCUGUUUCACGUUUCAAUGUAUAUUUUAUUUGUGACGUUAGGUCAAGUACUUGAGUAGUAACCCUGCCCAGUGUUUGAGUGGGUGGAAAGGAGGAUGACGUAAAUCCUGUUUGUACGGGUGUACUGCAGAGAAGCUCCUCAAUCCGAAGAUGAGGGAAAUACUGCGGAUUCUGGGAAUCUGAAAGUAAACCUGGGAAGUUAUCAAAACUCGAGCAAGUCUGGUAGCACCUGUGGAAGAGGGAAGUGGAAUGUUAAUGACAUGUUAAUUGCUCUUUCCUGGAAACAUUAACUCUGUGUGUGUGAGUGAAAGCAGCCUGCUGUGCUCAGCAUUUUCCAAUUUCAGUCUGUAUUUUGUAAAGUGAUUUUGAUCUGAAUCUGUAGCGUUUUAUGUAUUUUUUUUAAUUAUCUUUGGAGGUAGAGGUUUUGUAUUUUUGUAUUGUACGCAGAUCAGGUGUGUUCAGAGGUUUGAAAAUAGAACUUUUUUUUGUAAACUGCAGCACUGGAGAGUGUCUGGAACACAUUGGUAAAUUCGGUGACUGUAGUGUGUGAGCUGCCAUUUUGGAUUGGGGUAGUUGUGCCUUCAUCAGCUCACACUGUGCAAGGACAUAAGGCUGUUUCAGGGAGUAUCCAAACCCAGCAGUCUGUACACUUCUAGUGUCUUUAUUCAGUGUUCACCCAGAUUCCACAUUUACUGUGGGUUUCCUCAGGAUUUUCAUUCCCUCUGACUUUUAAUUGGUCUGAAUAUUCACUCCUGUUUUGUUUUGAAGCAUUCUGUGUUGACUUGUCAUGUUGACUCUCUUUUUUUUGGUGUUUUGAUUUUGGAUAAUGCCCCAGAUUGGUACUGAACCUCCCAAGUGGCAAUAUCCCAGCUUCAGUCCCACGUUCUCAGCCACAGAUGGGUUGGUCACUUGGGUUCAUAUAAACAAAAAUGUGUACUCAGCUCUCUUUUGACACAUUUGUGCUGUCUGGAAUACAGAGCAGCCAUAUCAAUGUGUGAAUUGUGGGCAUUUUUGUGUCCAUCCCAUUAUCCUGACCUGUCUCCUCCUCCUUUGAGAAUGUUCCACCUGCCAAGUCUUCAGGAAAAAGAGGUUUUCCCAGAAGCCCUGCAGGAAUUCAUAAUAGGGUGUGCUGCACACAUAUGUGAACCACUGCUAUUUUCUCCAGUUUUAGGUCAGGAUAUCGCUGGGGCAGUG
This is a messenger RNA of Hemiscyllium ocellatum (epaulette shark), 5352 nucleotides long. RefSeq names its product chromosome 12 C21orf91 homolog (gene c12h21orf91). The transcript has 5 exons. The coding region runs from base 203 to 1099 and encodes 298 amino acids. The record is from RefSeq and is a predicted model, not a curated record. Lineage: Eukaryota; Metazoa; Chordata; Chondrichthyes; Orectolobiformes; Hemiscylliidae.